UUUACAACGAAAUAAAACCCAAGCUGAGCAGGAAAGGCUUCAUGGGAUGGGAAUAGAGGUUUGCGUCGUUGCGUUUCCAAUCCGUGACAGUGUAGCAGCGGAGAAUUGACAGAGUGGGACCGGUGGAGCCGAUGAGGACCAGGAGACAGAUAAACCAACGGGACACGGGGCCGCUGAUGGGAGCGGUGAAGUGAGAAGAGACGAAGAGCCCGGACCGAGCAGGAUCAAAAGGGACCAGAAGCAUAAUGGUACUUCUCUUGUGGCUCGGCCUGUCGCUGCUGUUGGCUGAGCAGUCCAAUGCUGUCAGGAACUGCCACCCCAGCUGUCACUGUGAGGUGGAAAGCUUUGGGCUGUUCGACAGCUUCAGCCUGACCAGGGUGGACUGCAGAGGCAUGGGUCCCAGCUUCUCCAUGCCCAUUACCAUUCCUUUGGAUACCGCCCACCUGGACCUGUCUUCCAAUGAAAUGGGGCCGCUCAGCGAUGCAAUGUUAACCGGUCCAGGGUAUACUACCUUAAUUAGUUUGGACCUCAGCAGCAACAAAAUUACAAAGAUUAGCCCCAAUGCAUUGUCAAAGCUGCGUUACCUGGAGAGUCUGGAUCUGAGCUACAACAAGCUAGAGAGCUUGUCUCCUAGCUGUUUUUCUGGGCUCCCUCUUGCUGAGGUGGACCUCAGUCACAACCGUUUCCAGGAGUUCGACAUGGCAGUGUUUGCUGCUAAAGUGAACGGCGAGCCCCUUAAUGUGGAUCUGUCUCAAAACAAGCUCGUGUCAGUCUCCACCACCUUGCAUGGAAGAGUUUUAAACAUCCAGAGUGUCAAUUUGUCCUCAAACCAGCUGGUUAACGUACCGAGCAUGGCAGGACUUCCGCUCAGGUACCUAAAUCUGGAUGCCAACCCCAUCAAGAAAAUCAAGAAGGGUGCCUUUGCUCAACUCAAAGAGCUUGUUUAUCUUUCUCUCAGUGGUCUCAGUGAACUACAUGAAAUUGAGCCACAUACCUUCAGUGAUCUCCAGAACCUUCAAGUUUUGGACCUCUCAAAUAACUCAAACCUUAAAAGUCUGCAACCUGCAGUCUUCUCUGGACUAGAGUCUCUACAGGAGCUCAACUUGUCUGGCUCUGGUGUGACUUCUUUACCAGCUAACAUGUUGAGCCAGCUCCCCAGCAUCAAAAGUAUCACCCUUGGACAAAGCAUCCACUGCUGGAGGACACAGAAACAGGGACAGUUCCAUCGACAGAUAGGGCAGGUUCAACAUAACGAGGAGCUGCACUGUAACGUAGACGGCAUUGUGUUGUGAGACUGGACCACUCAGUAGAUCUAAGACUCAUUCGCUUAGAUAUGCAGAACACUCUUGAGCGGCUCUAGUAUGGCUAAAUCUGCUCCUAGGCGAUACCAUAUCAUCUUAAUGUAGCUUUUAAAAAAUACUUUGGACACUUUAAGAGAUGCUGUAUUUUCUGAACUACAGAGACCAACUUCUGUCAUGAAAAACAGAAAAUCCACCUUUUUUUUUCCUUUUCUUUCACACAACUGUUUUAAGUCAUACAUUUCACUUCAAAGUUGUCUUAAGAUGUAAUUGAACUUAUUCCAACAUCUUUUUUUUUCUUAAAUAAUGUACAUAUACCAUUCAGAGAUAAUGGUUGUUACCAUGUAGCCACUAAUUUCAAUGGAACGUCUGAGGUGAUUGAAAUGAGACUUAAGGGAAGAUUGUUUGUUGUUCUUUAUGCUGCUGUUAAAUACCCUCUAAUUUCAGAGUUUAAAUCUUCAUAUCAUUUUGGAUCAGUGCCAAGCCAAAGAAGAACCAAAAUAACCCACACUGGAUUUGAUACAGACGUGGUGAUGCCUACUGUUAGCAAUAUAUCAUAUACAAACUUAUUUCUCCCCAUUAUAUUUUAUAGAGGGUAAAAAAAGGACACACAAAUAGAAAUGCACACUAUUACCUGUUUGAGGCCGCCAUGUUGGAUCUCAGCUCAGGGUAAGAUUAUCUAACUUACCCGGUCCAGUGAGGUAUUAUUUAGCUUCAAU
Molecule: messenger RNA, 2017 nt
Organism: Cyprinodon variegatus (sheepshead minnow)
Lineage: Eukaryota; Metazoa; Chordata; Actinopteri; Cyprinodontiformes; Cyprinodontidae
Gene: tsku
Product: tsukushi, small leucine rich proteoglycan
Exons: 3
Coding region: 246-1292 (348 amino acids)
Molecular function (GO): protein binding
Source: RefSeq, a predicted model, not a curated record